AUGGCCCCCCACGAGAGCCAGCGAGAGAUUGAUGAUGCACAUGUGGAACAGAUACAAAUCCAGCUCAGCAAGGACAUCACUGACCGAGAUGCAAACCCUCUGAGGGUCAUCAUCUCUAGGAACCUGACUGAGGUAGAAAUGCAAGAGAUGGAUUCGAGGAUGUGGGAUCCACCCAAUGAUCUUGAGCUCAGAGUGAUUAACAGUGGGGGUGAUCUGGGGAUUGAUACACUCGAGGGCCAUGGGCUGUACACAAAAUGGAGAGUCGAUCAUCAAGAGAAAUCCCACCCCAAGGACAAGUCUGAGGAAGAGCAAGUGGACUUGGACAAGAUCAUCACGGCAAGUCUCGAGGGAAUGGCCACCGUGCUACACGACCUUUCCCAGUCCCACCAUAGCCUGUCUAGUUCCCAAUAUAGAGGAUUACAACUGACACUGGGCACCAGGAUAAGUCUACUCAGCAUCAUUAUAUUUGAAUAUCUUACAGAUCUCUUCAAAGACAAGCUUGAUGUCCUACUUGAAGUUUGUCAUCCAAACAAUUGGACAGAGAGAGGCACAACCAGUGGAGCUCAUAGAUUGUCCAUUCCCUGCAUUAUUGAAACCAACUGGAAAAGAAUAUUCUUCAACACCUUAAGGAGAAAUGGGCCUGGACACCAGACUAGGUGA
This is a messenger RNA of Acaulospora colombiana, 660 nucleotides long. Lineage: Eukaryota; Fungi; Glomeromycota; Glomeromycetes; Diversisporales; Acaulosporaceae. The record is from the annotation of a GenBank genome assembly.